UCGUAUCCGACCGCGGUCGCGGCGUAUCCGGGUCUGAAAGACAGCAUCGAGCUCAUAGCGAAGCAGCAGGUUGCGAAUUGGUACACUGAUCGAGUUUCCGAUGUUCCUGCGCUGGCCAAGGCCGUCGUACUCCCAGUCUGCAGCGACACGAAUGAAGCCACAGCUCCACCCACCGUCGUCGUCUACGGACUACCCCAAAAGGACUGCGCGCACGGGUUCUCGACUGCUGGAUCCAACGCCAACAGUGACGACUAUCGCACAUUCCUACAGCAACUCGCAGAUGCUGCAGGCAGCCAGCAAGUCGUCUAUAUCUUGGAGCCUGACGCGAUCGGUCUUCUCGCGGAUGGAGGCUGCGGCAAUGACAAAGGUUACGCCGAGAACCUCGGAGUGGCGAUGGACAUCCUCUCGCAGAACCCCAAUGCUGAAAUCUACCUGGAUGUGGGGUACUGGGCGCUGUCCGACGAAGACCAGGCGACCGCUGUCGCGAAGAUUGUGAAUGCCGUGGACCCGAACUGCAAGUGCAAGGGCAUCUCGCUCAACACGUCGAACUAUCGCUCCAACGCGGAGAUGGCGGCGACAUGCGAACGGUUCGUCAAAGCCAGUGGCCGCCGCGAGUACAAGUGCAUUGUGGACACGUCUCGCAACUUCGUGAGUCCUUCUAGCACGGAGUGGUGCAAUGCCAACUGGGCAGGUAUCGGCGAGCUGCCCACGACCAACACCGGGUCCGAGUACGUGAGUCGCUACGUGUGGGUCAAUCCUCCUGGCGAGAGCGACGGCGAAUGCACAAACCAAUCCGACCAGGCACUCCGAGGGCCUGAUGCUGGCGUCUUCUUCCCGGACCACUUUGUGCAGCUCUGGAACAACGGCGCGUUCGUCCAGAAGCUCGGAAUGGCCCCCAUCAGCGUCGCUGGUAACAGUACGAGCAAUGGGACUUUGGACACGCCAACGCCAGCAUCAGCAACAGUGACGCCGGUCCCGGAGCCGGUGAUGGUAGCGCCAACCCCAGCGUCGACAACCACCACGCCAUCGACC
Messenger RNA from Phytophthora sojae, 1032 nucleotides. RefSeq lists its product as hypothetical. Lineage: Eukaryota; Oomycota; Peronosporomycetes; Peronosporales; Peronosporaceae. The annotation marks the transcript as partial. The record is from RefSeq and is a predicted model, not a curated record. The transcript has a single exon. Gene Ontology annotation, biological process: cellulose catabolic process. Gene Ontology annotation, molecular function: hydrolase activity, hydrolyzing O-glycosyl compounds.